Molecule: messenger RNA, 1293 nt
Organism: Chlamydomonas reinhardtii
Lineage: Eukaryota; Viridiplantae; Chlorophyta; Chlorophyceae; Chlamydomonadales; Chlamydomonadaceae
Exons: 8
Coding region: 109-792 (227 amino acids)
Biological process (GO): protein peptidyl-prolyl isomerization
Molecular function (GO): peptidyl-prolyl cis-trans isomerase activity
Source: RefSeq, a predicted model, not a curated record
CAUGCAAACCAUACGUCCUCUCGAGAGCCUGCAAGCACAGCUUCUGAACUGUUCGCAAAUAUUCGAACUGACAAGCGCUGAAAGGCUUCCUUGUGGAAACUGUAUGCAAUGCGGUUGCUUGUCACUAUUGUCCUCGUACUAGCGCUCGUGGGCUGCAGCCUUCACGCAGCAGAAGGCGCUGGGCGAAAUGGAGCGUUUAUUGGCUAUCACGAGUCGGAAGCGCGGCGAGAGGUAACGCUGGCAGCACAACCAAAGCCGGGGCCAUUCAGGGUCAAGAUUUCUUCCAGCUAUGGCGAGUUUAUCAUCAAGCUGCGGCCUGACCUGGCGCCCGACACCUGCACGCUUGUCUGGGAGCUGGCGCAAAAGGGGAACUGCCCCUCCUGCAAGUUCUACCGCCACGAGCCAGUGCCUAUGGAGUGGGGCAACAACGGCUUCUUCGGUCCACCCUACGCGCUGCUGCAGGGCAGCCUGGCGGACCUGGCGCGCCAGCCGCCCUUUGAGAACAAGGGCACAACCGUACAGAAGGGCCACAUCUGCAUGAUCCCGAACUGCAAGGAGUUCUUCAUCGCUACUGCCGACCACUCAGAGUGGGGGCAGAGCCACACCGUGUGGGGAGAGGUCGAGGACCUGUCCGCUGAACCCAACUACCCCUUCGAGCCCUUCCACAGCAACACCCACGACAACAUCACCACACGCUGGCUGGACAACACCUACGCGUUCAACUUGACGGCGAUUGAGCCUGUGCCCCUCGGGACCGGCAGCAGCGGCAGCGGCACCGGAGCGAGCUUAUGAUCAACAACGCAUGAAAGCUCCCUGUUGGGAAGCCCCUGAAAGCAAAGGGGCGAAGGCGGGGUGAUCUGGUUGGGUAGCAAGGCGCCCCCGGCUUGCCUAAGCUACGAGGCUGGUUCUGGUCUUGUUAGGCAGCGCCGCGACCCUGCGUGCAAGACUUCAGAGGACUGGUGGAUUGGUUUUGGCGGGCGGGCCCAGACAUGGUACGCCAAUAGUAGCUAUUCAAGUAUGAGGUAGCCAUGAGGAACGACGUCAUAUGGGCAGCGGCCGCGUACGUGACCAAAGUAUACAUGUGCGUAUGAUAUUACUGGGCAUCUAAGUGAGUGACUCAGGAUUGAGCUGGCCGGUUUGAUGGAUGGAUGAGAACAUGGGUCCUGAGUGACGCGGAGGGCAGAGCAUUUCGCUGUGCGCGGAAGUACGGCCGUAGAGAAGGACCGCGAUGCCAAUUAGGGAGUGAGGAGAUUAUGGCAUUGGGUGCAAUACUGCAAUGUGUACCGGUAUGUG